AACAUGACUGCCCAAGUUUGUGAUGAUGCUGCAUAUCGCCGGCGUAUGCCCUACAGGGUCCCGUGCUCAGUCGGGAAGCAGCACGGCCCCGGUGCGCCGCCCCGGCUGGCAGAGCCCCGUCCGUUCAUGCAUGACGGCCGAGUCUACUGCGGCACUAGCAGGGAUGCAGGCGUCGUGAGCUUGCAGCACGAGCAUGGGCACCCAGAAGUGUGUGGAUCUGACAAGGCCCCGCUCGCUCUCAUUGGACUUACACUUGCAGUUGUGUGUUUGUUCAGGUUUGUGCCGUUCCACAAACAUGGAUCCACAAACACACACACACAAACCUGCCCGCCUUGGUGCCCAGCGUCUUUCACCCCAGGCGAGCUUAGAACACGCCACGAUUCGUUUGGCAGCUGUGACCAGUACAGUAGUGACCGCAAUCAGUGUCCACAAAUAACUUAAUUGAGAUGAUUCCCGCACGGGCCAUAUUGACCCAGCUGUGGCUUAGGACUGUGCGCAAAAGGUUCAGUACUAUGUACCGUCUAUAAAAGCUCCACCUCCCCUCCAUUUCUGACUUCCCUUGACUUGGCUGAUGCCCCAGCGACCCUUUAUGUAUGGGCAGACAUAAACUGGCUAUUACGGUCUCAAUAAGCCACUGCACUAUGCAGGCAAAAGUAUACAGGCACCUCUAGGUUAGGUACCGGAGGCCUAUAAGGAUAUAUAAACCCUACCACUGGCCUUUCAAUGUUCUGCAUAAUGUUUGCCGCGUUAUAGUUUGCCAUCAUCUUACGAAGGACAUAACGAAGUUUGCCAACGAUUCGCGGUGGUCACUACUG
Messenger RNA from Microdochium trichocladiopsis, 815 nucleotides. RefSeq lists its product as uncharacterized. The transcript has 2 exons. The record is from RefSeq and is a predicted model, not a curated record. The coding region runs from base 194 to 436 and encodes 80 amino acids. NCBI's taxonomy places the organism in Eukaryota, Fungi, Ascomycota, Sordariomycetes, Xylariales, Microdochiaceae.